AACCCAAAUUUUAACAAUUUUAUUCGGUAAGAUUUGGAAAUUUUAAGCUGACACCCACACCUAAAAUUUUGGUUGGUCCCGGCGAUGAACAGCUUUAGUUAUGCUUCUGUUAAUCAGCAUGAAACAGCUCAGCCCAGCCCAGCUCUGCCGAGUUUUUGUUCUCUUACCCUCCCUCCCUCCCUCCUCCCGUCCUUCCUUCCUUCCCGGUUGCUGCCGCUGCCGCCUCCGCCUGCGAGAUGUGAUGUGAUGUCAUAUCGUUUCAUGAUUUACGAGACGAAUCAAAGAUUAAGAGGAUUCCCCCCUUCAGUCUCUUCUCUGCGUGACUGACGAUAACCACACUAUUAGCCUGCCUUAAUUUUGCAAUGGCCUUUUCGGUGUUCAAAUUCGACGAUUUAAGAGGCUCCCGUGAAUUAGAUAUAUUUGUUUUUGAAUCUUGAAAAACUUAGACAUAAAUAAUAUAAGGCCGGUCGCAGGCAGUGGCAGGUAAGCAAACGAGUUGCUGCCCGAAGCAAAACCAACCAAAAUGGGGAAGAGAAACAGAGAGAGAAGAAAAUCUGAAAAGCCGUGUAAGUCGGACCAACUUGUCGCCGUCCCCAUCGGUUCCCCUACUCCUCUUGCUAAUCUAUCACUCAACUCUGUGGUACUGCAUGAUUGGUGGUUGUGCAUGGUGCUGCCUAAGGGUUUGGCUGUUGGAGGGUUUCAAUGCAGAGGGAGGCAAGGACAAAGAGUGUUGUGCUCUGCAGCCAUUGCCAAAAGACAUGAUGCCACCACUCUUGAAACUGCCGAUGGCAUCACAGUUGCUAUUAGUGGAUUCAUCAAUACCUCUCGUACACUUCAAAAUGGCUUUUCACCUAAGGUUUGCAGUCAUUUCCUCUUUGGAUUUCCAUAUGACUGGGAGGAAUAUGCUUCACAUUCUAAUGAACAAUCUUUCUGUAGUAGCACUGAAGCAAGCAGUACUACUAGUUUGCUUCACAGCAACGCUAUGUCUUUGCCACUCCCUUCUUUAGACAAUCUCCAUGUCCCUGCUGCCAGGAUACGUGAUCUUCUGAUGCUUUCUGCUGGAGAUUCUCCAAACUCAGUUUUUGAUCACAUGCUGCUGCAAAAGUUGAGCACCCAUGAUUCUCAAAAUGCUGAAAGUACUACGGCUGAUUCAAACAUGGGAAAUAAAGAUCCUAAAGACUGUCCUUAUUCUGUUGCUGAUGGUGAAAAUUCGAAUUGUCAUAAGGAGAAGGUUAUUCAGAAUCACGUAGAUGAUAAUAACAUCUUGUGUUCAAGGAGUAAAACAACAGUGGGAUCUUGGAAUGAGGAUGUGAGCAUCCUUACCCCACCUAAUACUAGAGGUGUAAUCACCAGAAGCAUGACAAGGUUGAAGCGCCGUACUUCUGAAAGGCUGAAGAGACUGAGACUUUCUUCAUCAGAGUUAAAGGAAAAAGUAUUGCGGAGAUAAGACCAAUAAUCUCUCAUCUCUUGCUAAUCCUUUUUCAUUCCUUAGCUUUCGACAUACAUCAGAGCCUCAGGAAGAUAGCAACUACAGGUGCUUUAAGAGGGAGUUGUGCAUAUAUGCAUGUGUGUGUAUAUAUAUACAUAUUUCUCCUUUGGCUAUUACUAAUGAUAAAAUAGAACCCUUGAACUAGUUUAGUUUUGUUAAAUAUGCCUGUAUUUUUGUUGUACCCGAAUAAGCCCGUAUUAGUGAAAUGUUGAUUUAUGCAUAAAUUGUAAAUUAGGGGCUUAUUUGGAUAAAAGUUAAAGAUUGCUUGCAUGGUCACACAUAAAAGAAAACUUUCACUGGACAUAAAUCUCGAUAUAUGGAAGUACUUACAAAGAUCAAUAUGUGGAUAUGAGAGCAAUAGCUGUAACAGGAAGGCCAAAUGCUGAAAUACCUUGAGGUAAAGAAUACGGCUGAUUUACACCAAUCACAAUGAGCAACAGAGGAAGAGCUUCCCACUGCAAAGCAAACAUGUUUACCUAUAAUGUAAGAGAGAAGCCACUGAAUACCGCACAAAACCAGGUAUGAGAUGUGAACUUAGUGCAUGAAAUCAUUGUAUUGAUGUGUAGUUUCUUCUAAUUAUAUUCAUUUUUAAGUAGAUGAUAUGUUUCGAAACUAAGCUGCAUCGCAGAAAAUCCUCGCCUCAUUAUCAUCUUCAACAAAGCAACAAUGACCAAAACCUGCAUGUCCACCGACCAAAUAUAGAGAAUUUUACGAGGAACACUUCUGAUAUAUGAGUGGAAUAGAUGGUGCAGCAUAAUUAAGAAGCAUGCGAAUAAGUGGAAGAUAUAGGUGCCAAUAAGAGCCAAGGUUUAAUAGAUUGUAACAAAACUUACCUUAAAGAGGUUGCUCAGGAGCAUCUUCAUGGUUGCAGCAUUGAAAUAAAGCUGCCAAUAAGCAAUUCACAUCAAUUAGUUUUUCUUUCACCCAGAA
Molecule: messenger RNA, 2419 nt
Organism: Gossypium arboreum
Lineage: Eukaryota; Viridiplantae; Streptophyta; Magnoliopsida; Malvales; Malvaceae
Exons: 5
Coding region: 524-1447 (307 amino acids)
Source: RefSeq, a predicted model, not a curated record